AUGGAGAUGCAGGAGUUUUUUGAAAGCCAGACAGCGAUGUUCCGUUCGCUCAUUGAACAAAUGCAACGGAUGAACACUGGCGCUACAGCUGCAGCAGCAGGCGGAUCAUCUCCAGGAUUUGUUCCAUUGCCCCCACCGUUAUCUGUGGAAGGAGACAUGGAACGAAAUUUUGACUUUUUCAUGUCAAAUUGGCAGAACUAUGCCAAGAGUAUCGGAGUGGAUAGAUGGCCCCAGCAAGACGAAGAAAGAAAAGUUAGUUUGUUAAUGUCUGUCAUUGGAGAAGCUGCUCUUAAAAAGUACAGCAACUUUGAGCUUACUCAAGAGGAGAGACAUAACCUCGAACUCGCGGUGGCAGCAAUCAAAGCGAAGGUAGUGGUUGAACGCAACAAAAACAUCGACAGGUUGGAUUUUUUCGAAGCCCAACAACACCCAUUAGAAUGUACCGAGGACUUCCUACUUCGUUUAAAACAUCUGAGCCGGCUGGCCAAACUCGGAGAUCUCCGUGAUGAAUUAGUCGUGUUCAAACUAGCUACAUCUAACAAGUGGCCCCACCUCCGACAAAAAAUGCUGACAAAACCAGACAUCACUGAAGCGGACGCAGUAGCUAUGUGCCGCAACCAGGAACUCGGAGAAGCGCGCUCACAACAAGCUGAGGUCAACAAACUUAAAAAGUCUGCCAAGUUAAUGAAGUGCAAAUUUUGUGGCGACCGCCACGAAUUUAAAAAAGGAGCUUGUCCAGCGAUCGGCAAGAAGUGCACUGCUUGUGGUGGAAAAAACCACUACGAGCGUGUUUGUAAAUCGGAAGGAAAGAUCCAUAAGAAGAAGCGUCGAGUUAACGUGCUUGAAGAAGAACCGAAUAGUGAUUAUUAUGCUGAGUCAUCCACGGAAAGUGAAAAAGAAACAGAAAAUAGUGAAGAUGAAGCAGAAAUUCGGAAAAUUUACGACAACUCCGCUUCCGGAGGGCAAGUUUUGGCAGAUUUAGAAGUUAACGUCACCGGCUAUUGGAAAACGAUCAAAUGUGAAUUGGACACCGGAGCAAAUACAAGUAUCAUUGGGAAGAAUUGGCUGAACAAAAUUGUUGGAUCAACAGAAACCAAAAUCACCCCGUCAAAUCUUCGUCUAUUUAGUUUCGGUGGAAAUCCGAUUCCAGUAUUGGGCGAAACGAAAAUUAGCUGCAGACGAAAUGGAAAAAGAUAUAAAUUAGUUUUCCAAGUGGUUGAGGUAGACCAUAUUCCACUGUUGUCAGCGAACGCCAGCAAGACUUUGGGUUAUGUGAAGUUUUGUAACUCAGUGUCUUUUGCGACAGCCACAGAUUCCACGAGUUUGCUGAAUAUCCAUCGUUUGGAAGCAAUGAAGAUAGUCGAUCAGUACAAAAGCGUUUUUGAAGGAUAUGGUCGUUUUGCCGGUGAAGUGUCGUUGGAGGUUGAUCAGUCUGUACAACCAUGUAUCCAACCUCCAAGAAGAAUCCCUUUAGCGUUUCGUGGCCCUCUGAAAGAAGAAUUGGACAAACUCGAAAGAGAUGGCAUUGUGAUUAAAGAGUUUGCGCACACGGAAUGGGUGAGCAAUGUGGUUCUCGUGAAACGUGAAAAAGAUAAAACCAGCUCGAUUCGCAUAUGUCUCGAUCCAGUUCAUCUCAAUCAAGCUCUGAAAAGACCAAACUUGCAAUUCCCGACCAUAGAUGAAAUCCUCCCAGAACUUGGUAGAGCCAAAAUAUUCACAAUGGUAGAUGCUCGAAAAGGGUUUUGGCACGUCGUCCUGGAUGAAAAGAGCAGUCGCCUGACUACCUUUUGGACACCCUUUGGCAGGUGUGGAGAAUCUAUGGAGCAAGCACUUGUCGAUCACAAUCGGAAUCUGCGGAACCUGUUGGAGCGCCUCGAGAAAAGUGAUGUUAAAUUGAAUCGUGAAAAAUUAAAAGUGUGUGAACGAUCUGUGAAGUUUUACGGUCAUAUAUUGAGUGAUAGCGGUCUCAGACCGGAUGAUUCAAAAGUGUCUACUAUAAAAAACUAUCCAGUGCCUACAAAUAAAAAAGAAUUACACCGAUUCGUUGGAUUGGUGACCUACCUGGGAAGAUUUUUGCCGAAUCUAAGUGCCAACAUUACGAUGUUAAGAAGAUUGAUCUCGGAAAAAGAAGAGUGGAAUUGGUCCUCAGCACACGAAGAAGAAUUCAAUCGAUUAAAGUUUAUGGUGUCUGAUGUAAAGACGUUGUGCUACUAUGAUCAGUCUCAACCUCUAGUGAUAGAAUGCGAUGCUAGUUGUUAUGGUUUGGGCGUAGCGGUUUUUCAGCGCAAUGGUGUGGUAGGAUACGCUUCUAGAACACUCACGACAACCGAAAAAAAUUAUGCCCAAAUUGAAAAAGAACUUUUGGCAAUACUUUUUGCGUGUGUUCGGUUCGACCAGUUAGUAGUCGGUAAUCGAAAAGUUACGGUGAAAACAGACCACAAACCAUUAGUUAACGUAUUUAGAAAGCCGUUAAUUUCAGCCCCUCGCAGAUUACAACGAAUGUUGUUGAAUCUCCAGCGAUAUCAGUUGAACAUUGAGUAUGCUACGGGUAAAGACAAUGUGGUCGCGGACGCCUUGUCUCGUGCACCAUUACCUGUUUCUUUAGAAGAAGAUGAUAACAAAAAGUUUACCGUAUAUCAAGUGUUCAGUGAAUUACAUAACCUACAACUAGCAUCUUUCUUCAAAGUGUCUGAGGACUGCUUGAAUGAAGUUGUUGAGGAGACCAAAAAAGAUUCCACGAUGCAGCAGAUCAUCUCGUACAUACAUUGUGGUUGGCCAGCAGCUGUGACCAGUCUACCGGAAGGCGUCAAAGUGUACUUUAAGUACAAACAUGAAUUGGCUACUCAGGAAGGAUUGGUGUAUAGAAAUGACCGCAUACUUGUACCAUACGCUUUGAGGAAGCGAAUGGUUUCGAAAGCGCAUGUGAGUCAUAAUGGAGUGGAAGCGACAUUGAAGUUAGCUCGUGCUAACUUGUUUUGGCCAGGAAUGAGUGCACAAAUCCGAGAUUCAGUUGCAGCGUGUUCUAUCUGUGCCAAGUUUGCCUCAUCUCAAGUAGCUCCUCCAAUGCAAACUCAUCCGUUUCAACUUAUAUCCCUCGACGUAUUUUUCGCUGAUUAUCAAGGACAAAAACGAAAAUUCCUUGUGACCGUCGAUCACUAUUCCGACUUUUUUGAGGUCAACCUUUUGAAAGAUUUAACUCCGGGAUCGACUAUAACUGCCUGUAAAUCUAAUUUUGCUCGCCAUGGUCGUCCUCAGGUCGUACUGUCUGACAAUGGUACGAAUUUCUACAGUCGAGAGUGGGGGGCUUUCACUAAAGAAUGGGACUUUAAGCACACGACAUCGGCUCCAAACCAUCAGCAGGCAAACGGAAAGGCGGAGGCCGCUGUCAAAAUCGCUAAACAUCUUUUAAAAAAAGCCGAAUCUUCUGGAACGGAUUUCUGGUACGCACUCCUUCAUUGGCGGAAUAUCCCCAAUAAGAUCGGGUCGAGUCCAGUGCAGAGGUUGUUUUCUAGAAACACAAAAUGUGGCCUACCAACAUCAGCUAGCAAGUUAACACCGAAAGUUGUGGAAAAUGUUGCUGAGGCAAUCGAGACUAAUAGAAAAAAAGCCAAGCAACAGUAUGAUAAAAAAACGAGAGAGCUGCCGGAUUUGGAAGUUGGAUCACCGGUCUAUGUUCAACUUAAUCCAGAAUCUUCUAAGCACUGGACCCCAGCGGUAAUACACCAACGUCAAAACGAGCGCUCCUUUGUAGUAGAUGUUCAAGGGUCAAGCUACAGACGUGAUCGCAAACAUCUGAAGCCGCGUAAAGAGCCGAUUACGCCCUCAUCUGUUCAAAACCAUCCAAGUUUGCCAACAACGUUCACCAACGAGCAGGUCCUGGUACCCGAUCACACAUCGUCUGUCAGUCUGAAUGAUCAAGCUGCAGAUACUGCAACACCGGAGAAGAAUGACAACACGAUGGGCACCCGCAUAAUCAAUUACAAUAUAUAG
Uranotaenia lowii is the source of this 3990-nucleotide messenger RNA. RefSeq lists its product as uncharacterized. The record is from RefSeq and is a predicted model, not a curated record. Gene Ontology annotation, biological process: DNA integration. Gene Ontology annotation, molecular function: nucleic acid binding. The transcript has a single exon. NCBI's taxonomy places the organism in Eukaryota, Metazoa, Arthropoda, Insecta, Diptera, Culicidae. The coding region runs from base 1 to 3990 and encodes 1329 amino acids.